Molecule: messenger RNA, 1584 nt
Organism: Mobula hypostoma (lesser devil ray)
Lineage: Eukaryota; Metazoa; Chordata; Chondrichthyes; Myliobatiformes; Myliobatidae
Product: hepatic and glial cell adhesion molecule-like
Exons: 7
Coding region: 56-1027 (323 amino acids)
Source: RefSeq, a predicted model, not a curated record
GUUGACUUGUGAACUUCUUUUUUCACUUUGUAAAAAUAGAUUUUAAAUAUCUACAAUGCGGGAGAAAUGGAAACAUAAGCCUGUUUUGAUUUUGCUGUUAUUUCAAGUAACAUUCAAUGUCAAACAGGUUGUAAUCGGAGCACGUGAAGAUCACCUGAUCGGAAUACUGGGUGAAUCGGUUUUAUUCCACAUUCACCGUGCCUCAGGAGAGGAAGUACGUGAAAUAAGUUGGGAGAAAGGGAAGCAUGCAUUUCUAAAGUGCAUUCCUAACCAAAAUAUUUGUCAAGUGUACAAGCAGCAAGAAAGCCGAGUACAUUGUUUCCCCGAUUGUUCUUUAAGACUCUCCGGCCUCUUGGGCAAUGACAGCGGGGUGUAUCGGGCUGAAGUUCUUUUCAGUAAUGGGCGGCUCGAAACCAAAAUCAUCUACCUCGAUAUUCUGGUUCCAGUUUCGCUUCCAACUAUUGUGGUCGGCCGGGUUAACUCAAGUAUCCAUCGCAGUUUGACCAUAACUUGCAACAUAACAGAAGGAAGCUUACCGCAGUAUUUCUGGGAGAAGGACGGGCAACGAUUGACGCUUAGCCAGAGAUACAUGUUAACGAAAGACAAUAGCAGCAUAUCGAUUCAUAACUUCUCCAACUCAGACUGUGGGACUUACACCUGCACAGUUCGCAAUAGUAUUAGCAGGCACAAAGCUGAGCGGACUAUGCUUGGUGAGGAUAGCUUUGAAUGUGCGACGUCAGGUUAUCUGCUGAUAAUAAUUGCCGCUGCAAUUUGUUUCUUCGGGUUCGUUUUAGUCUUUGUUUUCGUCAACAAGAGGAGGACCUCCAGGGCAGACCUGCGAAUUUGGCUUUCACGAAUAUCAGAAUGGCAAAUUGUCAACGAAAGGGAUAGAUCUAAUAUGAACAACGAGGACGGAGGCUGCCAAUAUCUUGUCAUCUCUUUUCCCGACAGUGCACAACAGCCGGACAGAAAUCGACAAGAGAAUGCCGACCAAGCUGUUGUAUAUUCAACGACUGCCAGGAGUUGAUAAAUCAAACAGGACCCUGCACGACUAAUGACAACCUGAUUACUCGAUUCCCCGGCUUAUUUUUGGUAUCCUUCAGAUGAAGAAUCUGGCUUCUAAAGUGUCCAAAUAUAUUGCCCGCACGGGUAGCUGAAAAUUAUUAUUCCAUCCGAACUUUUAUCCUGUGGCAAUGCACGUUAACGUCAGCACACGCAAAUAAGUGCCAGCUGCUAAUAACGGCACUAAAAUUGAGAUUGAAGUACACUAUAUAUUUCUCAAUGGAUUUCAUUAUGAAUGGGAAUCGCAAAUUUAAUGAUAUACAGAUAUUAAAUUUUACUUCAGAGAUGGCAUAGAAAAUAACUAUGUAACCGUGUUUCACUUGUUCAAACCCAUGUGAAGUUAUCCAUCCGUAGUUUCCCCUGUGAAAGUGUGACGUGUUGCUUUCUUGUACCGCUGCCGUUCAUGACGUGUUUAUGGAGGGCAACCAUACUUCAAUUGCCUUCGAGGUUUGUUGAUUUUGCUUUCCGAUCUAACCCAUUUUAUUCAGAAAUAAAGUUUUCACAGAAAAGGAAAAAAAAAUA